AUGGCGAUCAUAUCUGCAUUGGGACGCGGGAAUGCCAUCGUCGUCGACGGCACUUCCUUUGCACUAAACGGCGACAAUGUGUCCUACCGCUUCCACGCCAACACCACCACCGGCGACCUGAUCACCGAUCACUUUGGCGGACCCGUCACCGGUGCAAUCCCUUCGCCCGUGGAGCCUGCCGUCAAUGGCUGGGUCGGCAUGCCAGGCCGCAUCCGUCGAGAGUUCCCUGACCAAGGCCGCGGUGAUUUCCGCGUUCCAGCCGUGCGGAUUCGUCAGACGGCGGGUUACACGGUCAGUGAUCUGCAGUACCAAUCGCAUGAGGUGGUGGAAGGCAAAGGUCCCUUGGCCGGGGGUGCGUUGCCGGCGACAUUUGGGAGCGCGGAGGAUGUGACGACCUUGGUCGUUCAUCUCUACGACAAUUACAGCUCUGUAGCCGCUGAUCUGUCGUAUUCGAUCUUCCCCAAAUACGAUGCGGUCGUGCGAAGUGUGAAUGUGACGAAUCAGGGGCAGGGAAACAUCACGAUCGAGAGUCUGGCGAGUUGGAGUGUGGACUUUGCUUAUGAGGAGCUGGAUAUGAUCAGUCUUCGCGGUGACUGGGCAAGAGAAGCAACUCGGCAAAGGAGCAGAAUUAAUUACGGUGUUCAAGGGUUUGGAAGCAAUACUGGGUAUUCCUCUCACCUCCACAAUCCCUUCGUGGCAAUUGUGGAUCCGGCCACCACCGAGUCCCAGGGCGAGGCUUGGGGCUUCAAUCUCAUCUACACAGGCUCCUUCUCUGCCGAGGUGGAAAAGGGCUCUCAAGGACUGACCCGGGUGCUUUUGGGACUCAACCCCGACAAGCUGUCGGUGAACCUCGGACCCGGCGGGACAUUGACUUCGCCAGAGGCUGUAUCAGUCUAUUCAUCCGAGGGGAUCGGUGGCAUGUCGCGCAAAUUUCACCGGCUCUAUCGUAACCACCUGAUCAAGAGCAAAUUCGCGACCUCAGACCGUCCCGUCCUCCUCAACAGCUGGGAAGGCCUGUACUUUAACUACAAUUCCAGCAGCAUCUACACCCUUGCCGAGGAGUCCGCUGCCCUGGGAGUUCGUCUCUUUGUCAUGGAUGACGGCUGGUUUGGAAACAAGUACCCACGCGACUCUGAUGAUGCAGGACUGGGCGACUGGACCCCCAACCCUGCUAAAUUCCCCGACGGCCUCAACCCCGUAGUCAACGAGAUCACAAACCUCACAGCCAACUCGACAACAGAUGCGUCCAAGCUCCGCUUUGGCAUCUGGGUCGAGCCAGAGAUGGUGAACCCCGAAUCCGUCCUCUAUCACGAGCACCCAGACUGGGUCCUCCAUGCGGGCGACUACCCACGCACCGAGCGGCGCAAUCAGCUAGUGCUCAACCUCGCUCUUCCCGAAGUUCAAGACUUCAUCAUCGACUUCAUGACCAACCUCUUGUCCAAUGCCAGCAUCAGCUACAUCAAAUGGGACAACAACCGCGGGCAGCACGAGACCCCCUCACCGGCCAACGACCACGCCUACAUGCUGGGUCUGUACCGCGUCUUCGAGACGCUGACCACGCGCUUCCCCGACGUGCUAUGGGAAGGCUGCGCCAGCGGUGGCGGCCGCUUCGAUGCCGGCGUCCUGCAGUACUUCCCGCAGAUCUGGACCUCCGACGACACCGACGGCUACGAGCGCGUCGGCAUCCAAUUCGGCACCUCGCUGGCAUACCCCCCAAGCGCCAUGGGCGCACAUCUGUCCGCCGUCCCCAAUGCGCAGACCGGCCGCACGACCCCCACGACCUUCCGCGCGCACGUAGCCAUGAUGGGCGGGUCGUUCGGCUUGGAACUCAACCCCGCCGAUAUGGAUGAUGUCUCGCAAGAGGAAAUUCAAGAGCUUCUCGCUCUCGCGGAGAAGGUGAAUCCGCUAGUCCUCGCCGGAGAUCUGUACCGUCUGCGUCUGCCAGAGGACUCGCGCUGGCCUGCCGCCUUGUUUGUGGCCGAGGAUGGUAGCCAAGCGGUCCUGUUCUAUUUCCAGCUGGCGCCGUAUGUGAAUCAUGCGGCGCCGUGGGUGAGGCUUCAGGGACUGGAUAGUGGGGCGAGGUAUAGGGUUGACGGUGCGGAUGAGGUGUACUCUGGGGCUACGUUGAUGAAUCUGGGCCUACAGUAUACGUUUGACACGGAAUAUGGGAGCAAGGUGGUGUUUUUGGAGCGGGUGUGA
This is a messenger RNA of Aspergillus homomorphus CBS 101889, 2199 nucleotides long. Its product is annotated as alpha-galactosidase. The transcript is spliced from 3 exons. The record is from RefSeq and is a predicted model, not a curated record. Lineage: Eukaryota; Fungi; Ascomycota; Eurotiomycetes; Eurotiales; Aspergillaceae. The coding region runs from base 1 to 2199 and encodes 732 amino acids. Gene Ontology annotation, biological process: carbohydrate catabolic process. Gene Ontology annotation, molecular function: alpha-galactosidase activity.